Molecule: messenger RNA, 659 nt
Organism: Vicia villosa (hairy vetch)
Lineage: Eukaryota; Viridiplantae; Streptophyta; Magnoliopsida; Fabales; Fabaceae
Product: DET1- and DDB1-associated protein 1
Exons: 5
Coding region: 170-445 (91 amino acids)
Biological process (GO): positive regulation of proteasomal ubiquitin-dependent protein catabolic process
Cellular component (GO): Cul4-RING E3 ubiquitin ligase complex
Source: RefSeq, a predicted model, not a curated record
UGCGUGGUAUGAAUAAUCUACCAUCUAAAAACGAGACUAGUAAUUCCAGUAGCUAACAUAGCUGGCUCAGACAAAUUCAGAGUUUUCAUCUUUUUCUUAUUUCUGGAAAACUUCCAGUCUGAUAAUUACUAUCGGAGAAAGAUAAAAAAAAGUAAAUAGGUACCACUAUAUGGAUUCUGUGCUUGGUAAUUUGCCAUCUUAUAACCCUCACAAUUUCAGUCAGAUUCGACCUUCAGAUCCUUCUAGUUCUUCUACACCAGCUACUUACCAUCCUACUCACAGCAGGACCCUUCCACCGCCUGAUCAAGUGAUAAACACUGAAGCCAAAAAUAUCCUUCUAAGGCACAUUUAUCAGCAUGCUCGGGAAAAGUUGAAACCAAAAAGAGCUGCAGCUGGCAACCUUUUACCGGAGCACGGAUGCAAGCAACCUAGGGUUUCCACUUGAGAGUGUUCAUUGACCAACUACUGCAUGCAAUUGUCUGCUACUUUUUCUCUCAAAUGAUAAACACUUGUUUAAGAGUUUGGUGCUUGUUUGAAGUUGUAAGCUAUUAUUAGUCAGGUACAUACUUGGUGUGUGUAAAUUGGACAACUCCCUCACCAAUCAAAAUAUACAGCAAAUGAAAUUAUCAUUGUCCACACAAGUUAGGAAAAUGUUUUAA